UGAAUAUCUUUUUAAACUUGUUCAAUCCGGAACGCAGCCGAAUGUUUUUUGUUAUUUAAGAACUCAACAAAACCCACCUUGGAUCACAUAAUAUAUUAAAAUGUUAAAAAUUUUAACAAGAGUAUACGGGAAAGGGUCUGCGAUACGACCAUAUGUAAGGACGUCUGCAUAUAUCUUCCGCCAGUGUUCUAACUGGGAAAGUGGAAUAGAAAAAAGUGUGGUCACGAGUAAAGAAUUCAAAAAUCCGUUCGCACAAAAGACAACAACGGCCACAGAAAACGAUCACGUUGAGAGUCCUGCUUUGUUAAGUCUGAACGAAAAGGAGCGCCGUUUAAAGGUACUUCAAUUGGAGGUAGACAUCGCUAAUCAAGAGGGCCGGAGAGUGCCAUCGCUAGAUUUCUUCAACGAUGAACACUGGGAAACAGUGCUAACACUUCCUUCUAAAUCUGCCAGAAUGAAAUAUUAUGGGUUCCUGUGGCAAGUAGAGAUGAAGAAACAGGCCAAACAACGCAAAAAAGAAGAAAGGGCUGUAGCAACACAAGAACGUCUAGACAAACUGCGUGAGGAACGAGAGAACAAUGAGCACAUAAUUUAUGGCCUGGGACAUGUUUCUAUGUUUUUACGAAUUUAUGACUCUACUAUCAACCAUUGGAUGAAUCACAGACUCAUUAGGGCAAUGCAAUUCUCUCCGAAGCUCGUUUUAGAUUGCUCGUAUGAUGAAUAUAUGACCAAGAGGGAGGCGGAAAAUGCCGCAAAACAGUUGAUGCUGUGCUUCGCUGACAACCGUUCGCAUGACGAUCCAUUUGAUCUGCAUUAUUGCAAUGUAAAUUUGAACACGCCUUGUAUGCAGAAGCUUCAACGAUAUAUUCCUACAAUGCUCAAUAUCGAUUUUCCCAUGAAUGUGCAUCAAAAAUGUUUUACUGAAAUCUUUCCCAAAGAGAAUAUAGUUUAUUUGACGCCACAUUGUCGGACGGACUUAGUUGAAUAUAAUCAUGAUGAUGUGUAUGUAGUGGGGGCUAUGGUGGAUACGGUCAACAAUGAGCCACUGUCACUGGCGAAAGCCAAGCGGUUAGGUUUACGUAUGGCUCGGCUACCUUUAGAUAAUUAUUUGCAGUGGGGCGCUGGUUCCGGCAAAUCACUUACUCUUAAUCAAAUGAUCAAAAUAUUACUGGAUUUAAAGCAGACUGGGGACUGGAUGACAGCAUUGCGUCAUGUCCCUCGACGAAAGUUGUUAGACACACAGAUGGAAUCGGAUCGAACGAAAAGGUUUUUAACUAAACGGGCGAAUCAAUUUACUGUUCAUCUUGAUAGAGUCAUGAAGGAAGACGAAUCAGAAGAAAGACCGAAUGUGCGUUCACACAAAAAGAACAUGGAAUUCAAUUUGUCAACCUGGGGUUCUAAAAGAAAACAGAAUCAACGAUCAUAGUACAAGUAUAAAUUGUUAUAAAAUUAUUGUUGCUAAAAAAUACAAGAUAUUGUGUGGA
Messenger RNA from Musca domestica (house fly), 1484 nucleotides. RefSeq names its product mitochondrial ribonuclease P protein 1 homolog (gene rswl). The coding region runs from base 101 to 1426 and encodes 441 amino acids. The record is from RefSeq and is a predicted model, not a curated record. The transcript has 3 exons. NCBI's taxonomy places the organism in Eukaryota, Metazoa, Arthropoda, Insecta, Diptera, Muscidae. Gene Ontology annotation, molecular function: tRNA binding. Gene Ontology annotation, cellular component: mitochondrion; nucleus; nucleoplasm. Gene Ontology annotation, biological process: positive regulation of mitochondrial translation; mitochondrial tRNA 5'-end processing.